Molecule: messenger RNA, 5693 nt
Organism: Onychostoma macrolepis
Lineage: Eukaryota; Metazoa; Chordata; Actinopteri; Cypriniformes; Cyprinidae
Gene: kif14
Product: kinesin family member 14
Exons: 29
Coding region: 355-4971 (1538 amino acids)
Biological process (GO): microtubule-based movement
Molecular function (GO): microtubule binding; ATP binding; microtubule motor activity
Source: RefSeq, a predicted model, not a curated record
GUAUGGCGGCGAGCGGACAGGGAGUUGUUGUUUUUAUUGACGCUUUGAGGCGGCGUUCAGUCGGUUACUUUCUUACCGUCGGAACGGUAACGUUAGUAAACUAGAAGAAGAAAGGACUGCGUUUUUUAAAUCCACAAACAAAAGAACUUUUAAUUGUUUACAAAACAGGACAUCAACACUUCCAGGUCAGUUUUAGUUAUGGGUUCAAGUAAACAUGUAUUUUUAAGCCAUUUGACAGGUUAUUCACCUCGGUGUACUCGCUAUUAUACAACAAUUACAUUUGUGGGCUGAAGUACAUGUGCGACAAUCUUAAGACAAUCUUAUAGUCAAAAGUCUUGUUUUUGGACCCAUACAAUGAUGGAUGGCUCAAAAGAAGGAGAGACCACAUCAACUUUGAAUAAAACCAAAGAAGUAAACAGGACUUAUGUGAUCUCAGCACUCCCAAAAUGUGGAGAAAACACAUUUAAAACACCAUCCUCUGGUGUCAGACUCACUCUUCAGAGAAAACCCAGCAGCAGAACCACUGCAAACCACAAUGAAGAAACCACACAGGAGAACCAAAGAGGAGAGAAACGCCUGACCCUUCAGCGCCGGACCAGAACAGGGUCCAUAAACAGAACCAAAGUCCUAACCGAACCCAAUCCAGCAAGAGAGACCCACGAAAUCAUCAAAACACCUGGGAAAACCUCAUGGGGUGCUCAGAAAACAAGCUCUGAGAAGGUCAGUGCCACUCAUGAGGAGGGUAAAACCAUUUCGACACCUACAAGAAGAACCCAGUUUGAGAAAUUAAGCGUCAAGAGAGACGUCUUUGAGAGGCUGGCAGGUAAAGAUGCAUCAAGACCCACAUCUACCAAACACACAACUGCAGCAGCAAGACAGAAGAGCACUGACACCAUGAGAUCAACAUGUGGAGCAGGAGGUGAGAGGGCUCAGAUUGGUGGUUUAAAUAGGCACAUGACACCCUUAGCACAGGUGAGGAGACCUCCGGCCCUAAUGAGCUCCACACCUCAUGGAGGAACCAGUGUUUCUAGAGCUGCUCCUGCUGAAGGACAUGCUCCUCUUGAAGCUGUGAGCAGAUCAAGUGCUCUACGACCUCAAGAGCUGAAGAUGGAGAACAGCGCGGUCACUGUCGCAGUCCGAGUUAGACCCUUCAGUUCAAGGGAGAAGAAUGAGAAAACCCGUCAGGUGAUCUUCAUGAACAACCAAGAAACUGUUGUGCAGCAUCCAGAUACUAAACAAAACUACACAUUUACCUUUGACUUCUCUUUUUGCUCUGUCAAUGAAUCGGAUGCAAGUUUUGCCAGUCAGCAGAUGGUUUAUGAAAAACUGGCUCGGCCCUUGCUUGAAAGAGCAUUUGAGGGAUUUAACACGUGUCUUUUUGCAUAUGGCCAAACGGGUUCUGGAAAGUCCUACACUAUGAUGGGUUUUGGUGAAGAGGCUGGCGUUAUUCCCAGAUUCUGCAAGGAACUUUUCUCAAAAUUGGCCAGAACUGAAACCAAAGAGAUCUCCUGCCAUCUGGAGAUGAGCUAUUUUGAGGUGUACAAUGAGAAAAUCCACGAUUUGCUGGUGGCAAAGGACGAACAAAACCAGAAGAAAAUGCCUCUGCGUGUGAGAGAACAUCCUGUCUACGGGCCUUAUGUUGCAGACCUGUCCACGAACGUAGUCACAUCUUAUGCUGAUAUUCAGACUUGGCUUGCACUCGGUAACAAACAGAGAGCCACGGCCGCCACCGGCAUGAACGAUAAAAGCUCCAGAUCACACUCUGUUUUCACUCUGGUCAUGAUGCAAACAAAAACAGAGUUUGUGGAGGAAGAGGAGCACGAUCAUUGCAUCACCAGCCGGAUAAAUCUGGUGGAUUUGGCAGGAAGUGAGCGCUGUACUUCAGCCCAGACCAGUGGAGACCGGCUCAGGGAGGGAGCGAGUAUCAACAAGUCUCUGCUCACGCUGGGAAAGGUGAUCUCGUCACUCUCAGAACAGGCUCAGAGCAGAAAGAAAGUCUUCACCCCGUACAGAGAGUCAGUGCUCACGUGGUUACUGAAGGAAAGCCUCGGAGGAAACUCCAAGACGGCCAUGAUCGCCACCCUGAGCCCUGCAGCCAGUAACAUGGAGGAGAGCCUGAGCACGUUACGCUACGCCCAGCAGGCCCGUAUGAUCAUUAACAUCGCCAAAGUCAACGAAGACACCAACGCCAAACUGAUCCGAGAGCUGAAAGCAGAGGUGGAGAAGCUCCGUGCGGCUCAGAUGAGCUCUCAAGGCAUCGAGCCCGUGAAAAUGAGACUGUUUCAGCAAGAGAUCGCCUCUCUUAAGACUAAACUCUCUCAACAGGAGCAUGAAAUGGCCGAGGCUCACAGAACUUGGAAAGAAAGGCUGGAAGAGGCAGAGAGGAGGAAGCGUGAAGAAACCAAAGAGCUGCAGCGCGCCGGCGUCACCUUUAAAGUGGAUAAUCGGCUGCCUAACCUUGUGAACCUGAAUGAGGAUCCGCAGCUGUCAGAGAUGCUGCUGUACAUGAUUAAAGAGGGCGAGACCAAGGUCGGCAAGCUCAAGUCUGAGUCGGCCCACGACAUCCAGCUGUCUGGAGCUCUCAUCGCCGAUGAGCACUGUGUCAUCUCCAGCGUGAAAGGUACCGUCAGCAUUAAACCGAUGCCAAAUGCCAAGACCUUUGUGAAUGGACAUCUUGUGUCUGAGUGCACCGUUCUCCAGCACGGAGACCGUGUGAUUCUUGGAGGAGAUCACUACUUUCGGUUCAACCACCCCGCCGAGGUUCAGAGCGGGAAGCGCGCGUCCUGUUGGAGCAGUGGAGAUGGUCAGAAGGACUUUGAGUUCGCUAAAAACGAGCUGCUGUCGGCUCAGAGAGCUCAACUUGAAGCAGAGAUCGAGGCGGCUCGGUUGAAGGCCAAAGAGGAGAUGAUGCAGGGCAUUCAGGUGGCAAAAGAGAUGGCACAGAAAGAGCUGAGCGAGCAGAAGAGUCAGUACGAGGAGAGGAUCAAAGCUCUGGAGCGAGAGCUGGAGGAGGAGAGUGAACGGAAGAGAGAGCAGGAGCUGCAUAAAAAGAGGGUUGUCUGCAAAAUAGAGCAACUGCAGACAGCAAAGAGUCUACUGGAGCAGGAAGUCACCACCCAUAAGAGACGUCUGCAGAUGGAGGCCCAGGCUACUAGACAGGCGAUGGCUGAUCAUGAUAUCCGGCAUGCUAAGAUUGUAGAGGCUCUUGAAGCAGAGAAGAGGAAGAUUGCAGAAGAUCUUGCUCAGAUUGAGAGAAAACGUGCUCUUAAAAUGACCCAGACCCCUAAAACCGCCUACCCACAGUGGGAUUCCUUGAAGCUGUCUUUGAUGAUUGAAGAAGCAAACAAAAUCGGUGCCAAACUCAGGAAACACACAGUCUUCAGCAGACAUGAGGCGACUGAUAAAGAGAGCGAGAGUGGAGACGUCCAACUGCAGGUCCAAGUUCAGAACACCAAACUGGGAAUUUCCACCUUCUGGAGCCUGGAGAAAUUCCAGUGCAACUUGGCUGCCAUGAGGGAGCUUGAGCAGGGGGAGAGCGCCUCUAAAGAUGACGACGUGUUUUACGACCCUAAUGAUGAGUGGGAACCAGACCUAUCUGCCUCUUCCUCAACCUCGUCUUUCUCUCGCAGAAGGAGUAGAAGUUUGCUGAAGAGCAGGAGGAUUUCUGGGCGUCUAUAUGAGAUCCGAGUGCACCCCAUUCAAAGCCUACACUGUGCUCCCACACAGUCCACUGGGCUGAUGAACAAGCCCCCCUCUCUGCACACCAGCACUUCUGACUCCGCCCUCCCAGCCAUCUGCAAAGAUAUGAUUGGCUCUGCCGUGGCUCGUCUGCGCUCCUGCCAGUCGACAGAGGAGAGCGAAAGCUUGGGUGACAAACUGACUCUAGACCUGCUGGCGAUUCACCGUGCCGUGAGGUCCAUCACAGACCUCUACGAGCACCUUGACGACGAUAGUCAGGAGAACUUGUUUGUCUGCAGUACUGAAGCCCAGACUCAUCUAGUGAAGGCCACGUCUGCUGUUGAAAGGGCUGUGUUCAUUACCAUGCACUGGGUCUCCAGCAUUAAGCCCAGCUCUGAUUCAGUGUCUCAGAGAGCUGAGGAGCUCAAGAUGGAUGUCAAGAAAAUUGGAGGCUACCUUCAGUUACUCAUUCAGGGCUGUGACUCUGAGAUCUCCUCCAUGGUAACAGAGGCCCAGAGGAGGGUUGCAGAGUGUAUGAGCGCGGCUCUCAAAACCAUCGGUUUUCUGGCGGCAGUGAAUGGGACUGAUCUUCUUUUGACUGAACAUGGUUCAGAAAUCAUAAACAACAGGUCAGUGGUGGAUUCUUUGCGGGAUGGGAUUCGUCAGUGUGUGACCGAUCUUCUCCUCAUUGGUCAGAGGAUCACCACAGAGAUGCAUCGAGAUCUUUCAUCUGCUCAUAUACCAAUUCAGAAAUCCAGCGCGAUGGAUGUCGCCAGCACUCUGCAGAGCUACUUCCGUUGCUGUUUGUCGGACAGGUCAGGCUCUUCUGAGGAUCGUUCAGAGGAUGAUGAAGGAUUGUACUUGUGUGCAAUUCAGAACACCACCGCUAAACUCCUCGCGCUGAACCGGGCGAUCAAAGACCUCCACUUGUCUUUGUUGAACUCUCUAAAGGGGAGCGGCAGCGAUGCUGGCCUUAGUCAGACGAUACAGUCUGUGUCUAAGACAAUUGAUGAUGUCAUCAACGGCGUUCUGCGUGAAAUACCUGGAAGACGUCCAGACAGCCUUCGGCUUCCAUGUGAGAAGAACAUCACGGCCGCCCGAGAUCAAGUGCACUCAGCGCUGCAGGCUUUGACAGCAGCGUUUGAUAAAAGCACAGGUGGAGUACAGACGCUGGACACAGAUGGACAGUUUGUUCAACCAGGUUAUGGCAGCAGAAAUCGAACCGUCCCUAAAGUUGUGUAUUCUCUUUCUUCAAGCAUUAGCACGUGUUCCAGAGACGCCCGCUGGGUGUGAUUUUGGAUAGCCGCAGACUGAAGGGGUACUAGUUAUGUGUAUAACUAUAUUUGGUAUAAUGGUUAAUGCUAAAGUUGGCUCACUAUUCAUUUUGAUGUAUUUACAGUAUGCACUCAUUCAGGCCUAACAGUUUGUCUGCAAAUUUUGUACGACCUGUAGAUUUAGCUGAAGGAUUUUGAAGAAGGGCUUAAGAGUAUAACUUAUGAAGAUGGGUUUCUGUUUAUUUUGCAAGUGAUCAAGCACCUAAGUCUUUUAUAACUCAUGCAGAAAAAAAUACUACUUCUGAAUAUAUUUUUGCACUUGAAACCUUUGCACAGGCUUGGGCGCACUGAUAUUUCAUAAUAUCAUUUGCAUGGAGAUUUUUAGCAUUUGCAGUAGCAUUUACUCUGGAUCAUGUACUACGCACUAAUUUAUACUUUCAGUAAUAAACACUCACUGGGAAAAGAAGUCUGGUGUUCUAUUUAAACAUACUGCACAUUGCAUGCCUUUUCUGUGUUUCUAUAUAAUUUAAUUAAAAAAACAAAACAAACUUGGUCAUAACUGGAAUCUGUUGGAAAAUGGCUCAUUUACAAUGUAACAUUGUUUUUUAUUUUAAUUUGAGUUUCAUUAUAGAUAUUAUGUGUUGUAUGACAUGUUUUAUAAAAUGUUUUAUUUCCGUAUUAAUGUUUAUUUUAUUUCAAAUAGCAAUUUUUAUUGUUUUAGUUAACUAUAAUAACCUUGGG